Messenger RNA from Lytechinus variegatus (green sea urchin), 2152 nucleotides. RefSeq names its product leucine-rich repeat-containing protein 4-like. Bases 41 to 1201 code for a protein of 386 amino acids. The record is from RefSeq and is a predicted model, not a curated record. Gene Ontology annotation, molecular function: protein binding. Gene Ontology annotation, cellular component: membrane. Lineage: Eukaryota; Metazoa; Echinodermata; Echinoidea; Temnopleuroida; Toxopneustidae. The transcript has 9 exons. Gene Ontology annotation, biological process: cell communication.
AAAAGCUAGGCGAAAAAGGAUUUACUUUGCACACACAACCAUGGCGAGGGGGAUUUUUGUCGUAACGUUCCUUUUGGUGAUAUUUCACCUAGUUUUUGCUCAAGAAUGCCCUAGUGGAACGCCAGAUGGAUGUCAAUGUCAAAAUCGUAUUUUCAAUUGCUCCGGAUUGAAUCUUAACACCAUUCCAGCAGUAUCCCUCCAAAACUUCGACGUCUUUGAUUUUUCUUACAAUAGCCUUCAGGAAAUAACAUCAAACACAUUUACAAAUGUACCUUUGCAAAGAAUAAUUUUAAAGAACAAUUUGAUCACAAUGAUUCAGCCUGGGGCAUUUGAUGAUCUCAAUCAGUUAACAUCAAUAAACUUUGAGCAGAACAGUCUUUCCACCCUCGAUCAGACUGGUUUCAAUUUGGUGUCUGGUCUAACUGAGCUGUUGUUGAAUGGUAAUCCAUUUGAUUGUAGUAAUGCGGCGAAUGCUUGGUUAAAAGGUUGGUUGGCAUCAUCGAGUGAUAGCCCUGUUCUCACUGGUGAAUGCUCAGGUACUCCUGGAACAAUAUUUGAAGCUAUAGAUGCAUUAGCAGAGCCGGCCUCUGCCUUGUUUUCGUUUGAACAACUUGAUUACAGAGUAGCAGAGGAUGCUGGGGUUGCAGAAGUUGUGGUUACUAGAACUGGUAUAGUGGGGACAAUCGUGCAGUUCGAUGUGACAGUUACCAGUGGCACAGCAUUAGAAGGACAGGAUUUUGCCCCUACUGCGGGUAGCACACACACCAUGCUAGAGGGUCAAACCAGAGUGGGUAUUGAUAUCCUCCUCAUUGAUGACCCUAUCAUAGAGACUGAUGAAUCCUUCACGGUAUCCAUAACUAUCGAGUCGCGUGGAGAAGCUAACAUGGGAACCGUCGUAGAUGGCACCACACGAGUUACCAUACAGGAUAAUGAUAGUCCAGUUCCAACCAUGGUGUCAACGACAGCUUCAACAAUCCCUAGUCCCACAGCAUCUACCCAGGCUCAAGAUGAAACUACUAACCCGGUGGCAAUGAUGACUACAGCCGGUCAAUCACCACAACCUACUACCAACGCAGUCAAAUCAGAUGUGGCAGCCAUUGUGGUACCUAUUGUUCUGAUCGUCGUGAUAGUGGCGGUUAUAGUCGGGUAUUUGUGGUAUCGACGCGCUCGGAACACAAAAGCAACCAAUUCCGGGCCAUGAUCGGUGAUUGUACUUUCGGUGUUUGGAAGCUGGUCUCAUUAUUUUUUUUUAAUAUGCCAACACUAGCUGACAUCACCAAACUUGAAACAAAAUUGGUGGUGGGACAUAUGUAUGACAUACAUGAAAUAAUCCUUGUAUUAAGAAGUUUUUAUUAAAGACUAGUGUUGAAGGUUUCAAACUUAGUGUAGUGGUAAUUUCUCAUUUAACAAUACUAGCCAAAGUACUCGGGCUGGAGGACUUUUAACUAAGUUUGUUUAUAUGUUUGUGAAUCUCAUGACCAUACACCUAGUGGAAAUGUCACAUUAAUAUCCUUUUUUUUUUGCAUCAAAACUAUUGCAAAUUUUCUGAAAAUUAUUCAUGCUCUAAAUAUUUUUUUAAAGACUUAUAAUAGUUUUUCUUCAUUCCUCUGCAAUUUGUGUAUGAUCAUAUUGGUGCUAUAUCUCAUUUAUUUUGCUUUUGCCAUGUUAUACCUUUUGCAGUGGGUAAUUUCAAGUUCGGUGUUGAUAUUGGUGUGGUGUUGAAAGCACUAUUUAGAUUGCCUUUUCUAGCUCCAACACCUCCUCUGAGUUAACAAAAAUAAUCCAACUCACGUUCCUUUUGAUAGCUCAACUCUUAAAAAGAUUUGUCAUAAGACCAAUAUCAUCGUUGAAGUUUGGUGUUGUACCGACAGAAUCAUCAAAACGUCAACACAGAACUUAACAUCACCCAAUUAACUUUGAAAUGUUUUCACAUGAAGGUGUGAAGUCACUCAGUUUCAAGCCAUCAAAAGCCAUCAAUAUUUAUUUGUGUAUUAGUGUUGUUGCACUUUAAAAGGCUACUCCAGGCGGGUAAUAAAACUAGGCCUAAUAUGAUUCGAACAGACAAAGUAAGUUCAGGCAAACGAAACAUUGACAUUUUUAUCAAAAUUGGACAAGGAAUAACAAAGUUAUGACAAAUUAAAGUUUUGCAUCA